AUGUCGUUUCGUUCUUUUGUUUCUCGAGCCUUCACCGCAGCACAGCAGCCUCAUUAUCGUCAACAGCAACAAAGAAUGUAUACACUAUGUCGAGAUUGCUUGCAUCGAUCAGCCAAAACACAUGACUACCUGUCUCCUCCCACCACCAUCACCAUCCGAUCCUUGUCAUCGCGACGGUCGUUGACAACCCAUGCUAUUUCUACCAAGACUCCGAAACAACAAGAACUACAAGAACAGACAUCGGUAAUGAAUAGACCACUUACCUUAGUGGAAGCAUUUCGACAAGAAUUAUAUCAACCCUCUUAUCCGCUCAAUGCAUAUUAUCCAUCUUCCAUCGUUCGUAAGACAGUGAGAAGAAGAGAAAGUCGAAAACGGUUAUUAGAUCAAUACCAUCAGCUUAUGAAAGGAGUGACGAACCCCUCUUCUCAACAAAAAGAAUGUCUCUCCUCUAUCACCUAUCGUGAUAUUCAAGUCUUUUUGUCUCGAUUCACCAACGUCAAUCCGGAUGAACCAGCCAAUCAAAACCAUGUGUACCAAGCCUUUCGCAUAUUAAAAGACAUGAAAGCAGGCCUUUUUCCACAAGCUCCUUUUCGUUGGCACGCAGACGGAGAGGUCAUGAUUUGUAUGGCUGCAGAAUUGGACAUGGCACAAACAGCGGAUCAACUCUUGACAGAAUGGACAGACACCAUGAAAACAUCGGCGCAGCGCUCGUAUACGAUCGGGCCGAGCCUGUAUGAAGCCGUCAUCGGUGCUCUUUCACGCGACAAACAGCUGGAUCGUAUCUAUUACUGGCUGAAUCACAUGCGGCAACAGUCCCCCCAGGACGCUAUGUUGUCGAGAAGAAUGAUGCGCUACGUCGUGAUGUGUCAUCUCUCGCUUGACCAGCUGGACGAAGCCAUUUCAUUCUUAAAGAUGAACCAACGACACCAACCCUGGUUAGAAAACGAAAAGAGUUUUCGGCCUACGAGACGCUACCACCAGCUCAACAGCAAGAACAAGAACAACGGCAGCAACACAAACUAUUUCAGUCAUGGCCAUCACAAGAGCAACGACGAUCUUGCCAUGUUGGAUCGUGCCUUGAGCUUAUUCGCAGAGGAUUGCGAUGCAGAAUGGCGACUCAACGAGAUGCGCCAUGUGUAUCUUGCCAAAAGGCAGUACAAACUCCCCAACGCUCACACCAUUCUCCGCCACCUCAUCGAUAAAUGCAUCUAUACGCGACAAGGAUACGCAGCGCGUCGACUGUUAGCGGAUACCCUUCGCGUCCACGAUGACGAAGGAACGCAGAUCUGUGCCCAAAAGCUCAUCCAAGCGUAUUUGGCGGAAAAGAAGAUACCCUCCGCGAUCCAGGUCUACGAAAAACUGCACGACUUUCCCCUCCAUUUACCCAUCGCUCUUUAUCACCGCCUCGUGAUUCAACUCGCCAAAAACAAAUACCACAUCCACGCGCUCACCCUGUACAGAAAGUGCAGAGAAUUAUACCCCAGCCAGCCCUCCACACUGGCCCAUGUCGACGAUCCAGACGUCAUGCGACAGAUCGUUUUUGGCAUGCCCAUCCAUGUCUUUAGAGGAUUAGUGAAGGCUCGAGAUUAUGCGCGCGCAAGGGCGUUCUAUCCCGAAGUCUUACCCCUGAUCCCAGCCGCACCACAACCUCUUUCCCGACUACUGGUGCGAGCUUUUUUCGGAUUGUGUGCACACACCGCUGAUUUGCGCCUGUUUGAAAAAGUGUUUAAAGAGAGUGAGAAAUUGAAAUUGGGAUUAACCCACGAAGGGCUGACGUCCCUCUUGGCGUUGUAUCUGACAAGCAAGAAAGUGGAUUUAGCGAAAUGGGCCUUCCGUCAAAUAGCCACCUUGACGGAAGGGCCGGAUGUGUACGACUUUAAUUUGCUGAUACGUACUGUGGAAUUGGAGCAGCGACAACAGCGUGCCUUAGGCUUGAUAGAGGACGAUGAGAACCGUCAUAAGCACAGCCAGGAUAAAAUAUUGGAUAUUUUACAGCACAUGCAAAGAGUCAACGUAGCGCCCGAUGCAUCCACUCUGAGGACUUUAGCCAGUAUGACCAAAGAUGCACAAUUAAAGACGACAUUAUACCAGCGGUUAUCAGACAUGUUGCUCCCUCCAUCCUCCUCCUCUUCCUCCUCCUCUUCCUCCUCCUCUUCCUCCUCCUCUUCCUCGUCACCCAAGAAACACCAAAACCAACGCGAAAACGACAUCUUUUUAAACAAUCUUGUGCUUGCCCACAUCAUCGAUACAGAAGGGGUGGAAAGAGCCGCCCAUAUUUUUCUUCAGAAUGACCGAGGCGCGCUUUUCCCUACCGAAAGCAACAAACCCAUCAGGGCCAAUGUCAUCACCUAUGAAACAUUGAUGGAUGCCUGUUUACCACCCCCUUCCUCUACGACGACGACGACGACGGCUAUACCAGCUUCCCAACUCAUGUACGCUCGCAGAUUAUUCAAGUUGAUGCAAUCCAAAGGCUUCACACCUCGAGAGACUAUUUAUGCGAAAUUGGUGCAGCACUUUGCAGCCAAGGGCAAAAUCUCAAAAGCCCAUGACUAUCUAAAGUGUUUGGAAAAGGAUUACGGUUCCUUGGUGACGUUGACAGCGGACCAUUAUCUCCCCAUUGUGAAUGCUUUGUUGCGUCAACGCAAGUAUGUCUUGGCGAGAUAUCUCAUCAUGAAGGAAAUGAGACUCGAAAAGAAAAUACCCUUGAACAAUGAGUUAAAGUCAAAAUUGAAGCUGAUACAGUCAAAAAUAAAGUAA
This is a messenger RNA of Mycotypha africana, 2757 nucleotides long. RefSeq lists its product as uncharacterized. The record is from RefSeq and is a predicted model, not a curated record. Lineage: Eukaryota; Fungi; Mucoromycota; Mucoromycetes; Mucorales; Mycotyphaceae. Bases 1 to 2757 code for a protein of 918 amino acids. Gene Ontology annotation, molecular function: protein binding. The transcript has a single exon.